GAGAAGACCCUGUGGGGGACCCCGGGCUGCAGCUUCAACGUGCUUGACUCCACAGGCCCCUAAGGCCCCUUCCUCUCAGGCUUAGCUGUUACCUGGCCUCCCGGAGAAAUGGAUAGGAGAAAUGACUACGGUUGUAGGAUGCCCCCGUUCCAGGGCCCUCUGCCUCCGCCUGGGACCCUGGGGCUUCACUUCCCUUCAAAUGUACAGGCUGAAACUGCAGAAGAGGACAGUGUCUUGCUGAUGCAUACCCUCUCGGUGGCAACCAGGGACCCCCUGGCCACGGACCCACCAGUUGCCAACUGGCCAAAGAAAAGCAAGACCAAGAAAGACCCUAUUAAGGCUAUUACUAAGGCCAUAUCUACUGCCUCUCCAGUUCCAUCUGCCAAUGCGAUUACCACCAAUAAGCCUAAAAUAACUUUACAGGCUUUAAAACUGCCGAUCAUCUCCCAGAUCAACCAGACUUCGGCUACCACUGAGACAGCCAAUACUCAGGCUUCUUCGGUUGCUGCUCAGUCUAAGAAAGCCAAAAAACAUAGAGUUACUGGUAAGGCAGCCCAAGGCUCCCAAUCUCCAGCUGGCAGUGAGAGUGUCACUACACAAAUCAAGUCACCCUUGCAGGCCCUAAACCUACCAGUCAUCCUACAUAGUAUCCAAGCUCCAGUUGCUAGUGAGUCAGCUAAUUCCCAGGCCUUCAUAGCCUCCACCAAGGCUAAGAAAGCUUCCAAGGUUAAGAAGCUUGCCUAUAAGGACAUAGCUAGUGCCACUGAGAUCUCACUGGCUCUAUCAACCCACACAGCUACUUCUCAAAGCCAAAUUACCAAUGAGCUAGCCAAUACCCAGGCCACAGCAGCCUCCAUACAAACUAAGAAAGCCUCCAAAGUCAAGAAAGCAGUUGUUAAGGGUGCAAAGACUGUCACUGAGCUGUUAGAGGCCCCAAAUGCCACUGAGACAGCUACCAGGCAGAUUGAGGCCUCAGCAGUAGCUAUCCGGCCCAAAAAACUCAAGGGCAAGAAGGCUGCCAAUAAGGGCCCAAAUUCUGCCUAUGAGAUCUCUGAGGCGCCACCUACCACUCAAAUGGUCACAAACCAAGCCCUAGCAGCCACCCUCUGCGUCAGGAGAGGGUCCAGGGCUUGGAAGGCUUCCACUAAGGGCCAGGCAACUGAAAGCCAGACUCAAAUUGUUGACCAAGGGGCCCAGGUCAAGAUGGCCAUCUCUCAGACCAACAUACGUGCCCUUGAGACUCAGGUUGCUGCUUCUGUUCAGGCCCUGGCAGAUGACUACCUGGAGUUGAGUCUGGAGCCCACAACCAGGACCUGGGGCAAAAGGAACCACAAAUCCAAGCAUCUGAGUGGGGAUGAGAGAGGUGGCAGUAAUUACAGGAGGAUCCUAUAGGGCUGGAGACCUCUGCCACCCCAAGAUGUGGCCAUUUUGCAAGACAGGGCAAAUAAGUUGGUGAAAUACCUGUUGGUUAAGGACCAGACAAAGAUCCCCAUCAAGCGCUCAGACAUUCUGAAGGAUGUCAUCCAAGAAUAUGAUGAAUAUUUCCCAGAGAUCAUUGAUUGAGCAAGCUACGCUUUGGAGAAGAUGUUUCCAGUCAAUCUGAAGGAAACUGAUAAGCAAAGUAGCUUGUAUAUUCUCAUCACCACUCAGGAAUCCUCCGCAGGCAUACUGGGAACGACUAAGGACAUACCCAAACUAGGUCUUCUCAUGGUGAUUCUGAGUGUCAUUUUUAUGAAUGGUAACAAGGCCAAUGAGGCUGUCAUCUGGAAAGUGCUGUGCAAGUUGGGGCUGCGCCCUGGGGUGAGGCACUCGCUCUUUGUGGAAGUGAGGAAGCUCAUCACAGACGAGUUUGUGAAGCAGAAGUACGUGGAGUACAAGAGGGUCCCCAACAGCAGACCACUUGAAUAUGAGUUCUUCUGGGGCUUGCGCUCCUACCAUGAGACUAGCAAGAUGAAAGUCCUGAAGUUUGCAUGCAAGGUGCAGAAGAAGGACCCCAAGGACUGGGCUGCUCAGUAUCAGGAGGCAGUGGAGAUGGAAGUCCAGGCUGCAGCUGUGGCUGUGGCUGAGGCUGAGGCCAGGGCUGAGGCAAGAGCCCAAAUGGGGAUUGGAGAGGAAGCUGUGGCUAGGCCCUGGAAUUGGGAUGACAUGGAUAUCGAUUGCCUACCAAGGGAAGAGUUAGCUGAUGAUGCUCAGGCCUGGAGCAGAUUUUCAUUUGAAACUGAGGCCAGAGCGUAAGAAAAUGCAGAUGCCAGCACCAACAUCAACUUCAGCAGAGGAGCUAGUACCAGGGCUAGCUUCAGUGAUGGUGCUAGUAUUAGCUUCAGUGGUGCACCCAGCCCCAGUGGUGGCUUUGGUGGCAGAGCUGGCAUUAGCUUUGGUGGCAAACCCAGCAGCAGUGCCAGCUUCAGCAGCACAGCGAGCAUUUGUUUUGGUGGCACACCCAGCCCUAGCACUAGUUUCAGUGGUACAGCCGGCACCAGCUCUAGUUUCAGCAGUGAAGCCAGCAUUAGCUUUGGUGGCAUACCCUGUUCCAGUGACAGCUUCAGUGGUGGGGUCAACUCUAGUUUCAGUGGUCCACUUAAUACCAGUACCAGUUUCAGUAGUGAAGCCAGCUGUGGCUUUGGAGGCACACUCAGCACCACUGCUGGCUUCAGUGGUGCACUCAUUACCAGCACCAGCUUUGGCGGUGCACCCAGCACCAGUGCAGUCUUUAGUGGUACACUUAGCACCAGCAUUGGCUUUGGUGGCACACUCAGCACUAGUGUCUGCUUUGGUGGCUCUCCCAGCUUUGGUGGCAUACUCAGUACCAAUAUCUGCUUUGGUGGCUCUCCUAGCACCAGCAUUGGUUUUGAUGGUGUACUCAGCACCAGUGUCUCCAUCGGUGGCUCUUCCAGCACCAGCACUGACUUUGGCGGUACACUAAGCACCAGCAUCUGCUUUGGUGGCUCUCCCAGAACUAGUGCCAGCUUUGGUGGUACACUCAGCACCAGUGUUGGCUUUAGUGGUGCACUCAACACCAGUUCUGGUUUUAGCGGUGCUGUCAGCACUAGCGCCAGUUUCAGUGGUGCACCCAGCACCAACUCUGGCUUUGCCAGUGUGUUCAGCACCAGCGCUGACUUCACUGGGGCACUUAGCACCCCUACUGACUUUGGCAGUGCUCCCAGCACCGGCAUUGGCUUUGGUGGAGCUCCCAGCACCAGCCUCUGCUUUGGCAGUAUGUCUAACACUAAGCUAUGCUUUGGUGGCCCUCCUAGCACCAGCGCCUGCUUUAGUGGUGCUACCAGUGCCAGUUUGGGUGAUGGACCCAGCACCAGUGCUGGUUUCAGCUUUGGCAAUGGGUUAAGCACCGAUGCUGGAUUUGGUGGCAGACUAAGCAUCAGUGCUGGCUUUGGUGGUGGACUUAUCUCCAGCAAUGGCUUUGGUGGUGGACUGGGCACCAAUGCUGGUUUUGGCAGCACACUUGGCACCCAUGCUGGCUUUAGUGGUGGCCUCAGCAUCAGUGAUGGCUUUGGUGGUAUGCCUAACACCAGCUUUGACGGAGGACUGAGUACCAUCAUUGGCUUUGGCAGUGGUUCCAACACCAGCACUGGCUUUACUGGUGAACCUAGCACCAGCACCAGCUUCAAUGGUGGACCCAGUUCUAUUGUUGGCUACAGUAGUGGACAGAGCAUCAGUGCUGGCUUCAGCGGUGGACCAAGCAGUGGUGCUGGUUUUGGCAGUGGACUGAGCAAUGGUGCUGGCUUUGGUGGUGGAGCCACCAGCCUUGGUGCCUGUAGCUUCUCCUAUGGCUAGUGAGGUUUCAGGUAAUUACAACAUUUCCACAGCCAAGGACCCAUGGGGAUGGGUAUAAGAUCUGGGAGAUGUUAUA
Messenger RNA from Diceros bicornis minor, 3868 nucleotides. It is a transcript of the gene TRO, whose product is annotated as trophinin. Lineage: Eukaryota; Metazoa; Chordata; Mammalia; Perissodactyla; Rhinocerotidae. Gene Ontology annotation, cellular component: nucleus. Gene Ontology annotation, biological process: negative regulation of transcription by RNA polymerase II. The record is from RefSeq and is a predicted model, not a curated record.